AGUGAGAGGACCGCAGUUUCACAUGCUGAUGAGGGAGCAAUCAGGGGAACUCACUACGGCACCAAAUCAUUAGUCCGAAGUGCCAGGCUCUUUGGAUGGGUCGUCCCAUAACAGCGAACAGGACCGAAGAGAUCACACUGGGACUGUGACCUAGCCAUUGAGCAUGAAGUGGAACUUGUUCAAGAAGAAGCCAGAGGCCAUGGUGGGGCCUGAGCCCACCGGUGCCACCACAAUGACGGCAGCCCCUGCUCCAGCAGUUUCCACUGCAGCUGACAAUUCCACUGAGUCUGGUGGGCCGGUCAACAAAAAUGAUUUCUUCGAGGAGAUCAAAAACAAGUUUGUCAAUGAGAUUGGCAAGAUCCCAAUGCCACCCUGGGCCAUCAUCGCCAUUGCCGUUGUGGCUGCCCUCCUCAUCCUUACCUGCUGCUUCUGCAUCAUCAAGAAGUGCUGCUGCAAGAAGAAGAACAAGAAGAAGGGAAAAAAGGGGAAAGGCGACAUGGGGUUAAAGAACAUGAAGGGAGGCGAGAAACUACAGGAUGAUGAUGAUGAUGACGAUGCAGAGACAGGAAUGACCGGGGAUGAGAAGGAGGAAGAGCAGAAGGAGGAGGAGAAGCUGGGCAAGCUGCAGUACUCCCUGGACUAUGAUUUCCAGGAUAACAAGCUCACUGUGGGAAUUCUCCAAGCAGCUGACCUCAUCUCCAUGGAUACAGGCGGCACCUCAGACCCCUAUGUCAAAGUCUUCCUUCUGCCUGACAAGAAGAAAAAGUUUGACACCAAGGUGCACAAGAAGACGCUGAACCCUGUCUUCAAUGAGUCUUUCGUGUUCAAGGUUCCCUACCAAGAAUUGGGUGGGAAGACUUUGGUGAUGUCCGUUUAUGACUUUGACCGCUUCUCCAAGCAUGACAUCAUUGGAGAGGUGAAACUGCCAAUGAACACAGUAGACCUGGGCCAGCCCAUUGAAGAGUGGAGGGACCUGGAGAGUGCUGAGAAAGAGGAGCCAGAGAAGCUGGGUGACAUCUGUAUCUCACUCCGCUAUGUCCCAACAGCAGGCAAGCUCACCAUCUGCAUCCUGGAGGCCAAGAACCUCAAAAAGAUGGAUGUGGGAGGACUGUCAGACCCCUAUGUGAAGAUCCACCUAUUGCAGAAUGGCAAGAGAUUAAAGAAAAAGAAGACCACAGUAAAGAAGAACACGCUGAACCCCUACUACAAUGAGUCCUUCAGUUUUGAGGUCCCUCUGGAGCAGAUGCAGAAAAUCCAAGCCGUAAUAACAGUGCUGGACUACGAUAAGAUCGGCAAGAAUGAUGCCAUUGGCAAGAUCUUUGUGGGCAGCAAGGCAACGGGCACAGAGCUGAGGCACUGGUCUGACAUGUUGGCCAAUCCACGGCGCCCCAUUGCUCAGUGGCAUCCGCUCAAGCCUGAGGAGGAGGUUGACGCCAUCUUGGCAGCACUAGCCGGCAAAAAGUAACCCCAUUCCCAUCCCAACCCACCAACCCCACUCCCCAACUGUGUCUCCACCCCCCACCUCACUGCAUUGAUAUAUCUUGUCUCUUAACAAUCGACUCGGUAUCUCACACUGCAUGAGAUUUGCGGAUCACCACCCAUGGCAGCCGUAGUCAAACAAAUUGACUGCCGAGAACAGUACAUUUUGGUUUUUUUGGUUUACAUCGACUGUAAGGUCACUGAAAAUGAGCGCACGGCAAGUAGGGAGAAGCGGACGUAGGGAUUCACCCAUUUUUUGACGCAUAUAGAUUCUGUAACAGAGCGCGUUGGUGCUAUGUGUCUGCAGCCAAGGCACACUGGGGAUUUUUUUUUUAUUUGCAGACGGCAUGUGCAGGAAUGAGAUGGUUUCAGCUCAGCUGAAGUGUGUGUUUUCUCUUUUCUUUGUCAACAUGUAUAUUACAAAGCCAUCUUAGCCUUUUAGGCUUGUUCUCUUAAAAAAAAAAAAAAAAAA
Molecule: messenger RNA, 1951 nt
Organism: Scleropages formosus (Asian bonytongue)
Lineage: Eukaryota; Metazoa; Chordata; Actinopteri; Osteoglossiformes; Osteoglossidae
Product: synaptotagmin-2-like
Exons: 9
Coding region: 164-1465 (433 amino acids)
Biological process (GO): calcium ion-regulated exocytosis of neurotransmitter; synaptic vesicle endocytosis
Cellular component (GO): dense core granule; axon; plasma membrane
Molecular function (GO): calcium ion binding; clathrin binding; SNARE binding
Source: RefSeq, a predicted model, not a curated record